This is a messenger RNA of Penaeus vannamei (Pacific white shrimp), 1874 nucleotides long. The record is from RefSeq and is a predicted model, not a curated record. Lineage: Eukaryota; Metazoa; Arthropoda; Malacostraca; Decapoda; Penaeidae.
AUGGCUGCGGGACUCUUCUCCGCCGCGCGCAGACUCUUCAAAGGCAACCAAAAGGCUGACAUUGACAGCGCCAACUUCAAGUUUCUGGUGGUCAUCUUGUACAAUCUCGUUGAUGGCCCUAUAAGGUGCGAAGGAUACAGCGUCGGAUUCAGCGAAAACACCCUCAGUGAUUACUGUUGGACUCAGAACUCUUUCACUAUGCGUGUAGAUCAUCGUAGAUUAGAGAGUGGAGCCUCGCACCCUGGCUUCAGAAGCGACGAAGCAGAAACGGUUAUUUAUCACGCUCAUUCCCAGUGGAUACCGUUUGUACUGUUCUUGCAGGGACUGGUCUUUUACAUUCCCCAUUGGCUCUGGAAGAGAUGCGAAGGGGGACGGCUCCGCUCACUCUCCGUCGGCCUCUCCGCCCCCUUCAUGGACAAGGAGCUGCGCCUCGGGAAGAUCCAGAGCCUCGCCAGGUACCUCCACACCUCGCUCCACCAGCACAGCACAUACGCUGUCUGCUAUUUUGUUUGUGAAACGCUGAACUUGGUCGUCUGUUUCUUCAACUUGUGGUUCAUGGACAUGUUUCUCGGCGGAGCGUUUUCCACCCACGGUUUAAGUGUCAUGGACCUCAUUCGGGACACCGAAGGUGCGAGGGAAGCAACCAGCAUGGUUUUUCCAAGAAUGGCUAAGUGCUUAUUUUACAAGUUUGGCUCUUCGGGCGUCAUAGAGACACACGAUCUUCUGUGUGUUCUGAGCCACAGCUCCAUGCAUCUAAAGAUGUUCGCGUUCCUAUGGUUAUACUUCGUCAUUCUCUCUUGUCUGGGCGCAGCAAUGCUGAUUUGGUGUCUGUUGGUUACCUUUUCUUCUUCCAUUAGGUCCUACCUUCUGCGGAAACAGGGGAAUCUAUCCAUUGACACUGACGCCCUAGUGACGAAACUCGGGACUGGGGACUUCUUCCUCGUGUAUCUUCUCAGUAAAAACGUGGAAUUCCAUGCCUUCAGUAUCCUGAUGGAGGAGUUAUCUGGGAGACUUACGGGCGAAAAGGUACCGAGGAUUUAUCCAGGCCUAGACGAUAAGGACACGGACAUCACUCCGGUUUGAUAUUCUGCAACAGGAAAUUCAUGUAUAGAAUAUUCUGCAACAGGAAAUUCAUGUAUAGAUACAUGCAUAUGCACAUUUCUUGAUACAGGAAAGUCUUCGGAUUGCUGAUUGCUCUCCUUUUAUAUCCAGGAGUAAUUUAAGCUAAGCUUUGUUGGUUCAGAUGUACACACAUCCUUCUUACGACUUGUAAGUGAAUCUCUGUCCCGGGGAAGGUAUGACUCUUGGAAUACAGCCAAAGUGGAUGACUGCUGGAUGGAUGGCCGUGUGAAUCCUAGCCUUCUGCUCAGAGAAAUGCCUUUGACAACCCCCCCCCCCCUUUUGCGAGAAGCUGUUCCUAGGUAAUCAUAAAUAAUCAUAACAAUUUGGGAGAGAAGACACCAGCAUGUAUUCCUUGUUCAAUAGUUGGCCUAUUUUCUAGUACUACAAAGAAAGUAUUUGAAGAUUUUUUUUUUUUUUUUUUGUAAGAUUUUCCUCUAUAUAUUUUUCUCUCUCUUUGAAACGCAAUGACUGAUAUGGCAGUGACCAUUAUUGUUUGGUAUAAUUUCCUCUACAGUAUAAAUGAACCGAAGGCUCUUAGUAACCUGUUCUCGGGGAAGAGUCGGACAGAGUAUGUAUCUAAUAAAGAUUGAAUUUCGACCAUCUUAUGAGAAAAUAAUAUAUUUCUUUUAUUUUGACACGAAAGCUCAGGAUCUGAGAGAAUUGCAAUAUUUUUGAGUGACAUCAAGAGAUGUCAUUGACUUAAUGUGCUGUGUGACUCAUUAUAUUAAAUGAUAAUAAAGAAUGAUUAUCCA